Messenger RNA from Centruroides sculpturatus (bark scorpion), 1922 nucleotides. RefSeq names its product cadherin EGF LAG seven-pass G-type receptor 3-like. Gene Ontology annotation, biological process: cell surface receptor signaling pathway; adenylate cyclase-activating G protein-coupled receptor signaling pathway. The record is from RefSeq and is a predicted model, not a curated record. The transcript is spliced from 13 exons. Gene Ontology annotation, cellular component: membrane. Gene Ontology annotation, molecular function: G protein-coupled receptor activity. Lineage: Eukaryota; Metazoa; Arthropoda; Arachnida; Scorpiones; Buthidae. The coding region runs from base 373 to 1809 and encodes 478 amino acids.
AAUUCGAUCGAGAAGUUUCCUUCUACAAUUUAACGAGUUGUACACUCGUCAAAAUGUAGAAGAAAAACUGGAUACUCCUGUGUUAUAGUAUUUAUUGUUUAUUGAACUGGGCGGACGCAUUGUGUUUCGUGCACGAAUUUUAAUUUGAGACACGCGAGGGGCGACGUCGUCAUGGCGACUGACUAAAAAACUGUAUUAAAACCUUCUAGAAUGAGUGUGGACGUUGUCGUUAACUUCGUUCUUGGUUCUAUUAUACUCUUCGAUUUACUAUUACUCCACAAUCUAAUUUCUUCUUAAUAAUUUCUUCUUGAUCGUGUCGAGAAGAAAAAUUCCCGUAAUAUCCAUAUUUAAACGAUUUAUGCUUCUUAAACAAUGCGAGUUGUGAGAUUUUUAACAUUUUUAACCGUUUUAAUUAAUUCAAGUCUACAAAACGAACCUGUGGACGGAGGAUGGACUAAAUGGAGCAUAAUGUCGGAUUCGGAAUGUUCAAAACACUGUGGAGGAGGUAAACAAAAAUUCGUCAGAACCUGUACUAAUCCCAAACCUCAGAAUAACGGAGCCAAUUGCGAAGGACCUAGCGAAAAGGAAGAAGAUUGCAACACGCACACUUGCGAAAAGGAAAUAGAAGAAUCGCCUUGGGAAGAAUGGUCUGCUUGUUCGAGAACAUGUGGAUUGGGAACCAGAGAAAGAUUUAGAAAAUGCGUUCAUGCUAAAGAAGGAGAAUUUAAAUGCGAAAAGAAGGAAGACGUUUCUUAUGAGAUGCGAAAUUGCACGGAUUGGGAGCCUUUUGUGGCCUAUAAAUGUCCUGAUCCUUGCGACAAAACCAGCGACGAAUAUAAAGACGUUGAGAAAGUGCGUCAUUGUCCGGACCGUGCCAAAUGCACAAACGAAAGCACUGAAAUGGGACCUCAAAGGAAAUGUAAAUGCGUUAUGGGUUACGUUUUGGAUGCAGAAGAAUGGAAAUGCAAAGCUCCUAAACCACCGGAACCGACUCCUCGUCCCAUUCCGACUAUGGAUCCGGUAGAAAAAACUGUUUCAAUUGUCGUUACAAGAACUGCCAGUACGGUCUUACUGAUAAUGGUGGGCUUAACUUUGGCCUUGUUUUUACUUCUCAGAAUAUUUACGAUAGAUAGGAUUAUUCAAAUGAAUAUGGAAAUAGCUUUGGAAUCCGCUCAUCUUUUGCUUCUCAUACCUCCUUCCAUUUCUGAAGAAGAACCAAUGUUUUGCACAAUGAUCUCGGUCGGACUCCAUUUUUUCUUCACCGCAUGUUUCAUGUUUAUGAUGUUGGAGUCUUUGCACGUUUACAGUAUGGUGGCAUUUGUCGUUCCCAGAAACGGAAUGCUCAAUAGACUACAAAACACUAUUCUCGGAUGGGGAGUUUCGAUGUUCAUCAUUCUCAUCAGCGUGUGUUUCUUUUUGGAUCAAUAUGGAGCCGAAUAUCAUUGCUGGUUGGAAAUGCACUUUCCUUUGGUUUAUUUACAAUAUGGACCUAUCAUAACACUCUGCAUUUUGGACUUUCUGCUAUUGGAAGCUGCUGGAGCGGCUAAUUACAAACCCCUCAAAGUAGUCGAUAUGAAACAACUAAUGAGUGCAAAAAUCCAUCAGCGGUCGAAUUUGAUAAUAAUGCCGCUGAUCUUAUCGUCUUGGAUAAUAGGAAUUCUAUCCGAUUACGAACAGAAUCUCGGUUUGUAUAGCGUUUAUUCCAUUCUCAACACUAUCAUCGGAGUCUGUAUCUUUGUCUUCCACUCUCUGGGAAACCAAGAAGUUCGGGCAAAACUUAAGAAAUUUUUCAAGUGUUGCGUACGUUAAAACGAGCAGUGAGCACUGUUUAGUGUGUCAGCACUUUAACCACAAAAGAGUGUGAUAUAAAUAUUUCAUCGAUCUAUUAAUAUAUUUUUUCAAUUUGAUUCUAAAAAUAAAGA